Molecule: messenger RNA, 1071 nt
Organism: Cercopithifilaria johnstoni
Lineage: Eukaryota; Metazoa; Nematoda; Chromadorea; Rhabditida; Onchocercidae
Source: the annotation of a GenBank genome assembly
AUGAAUGAUGAAAAAGUAUCACCAACAGGACUUACUUCAAUUAAGCAAUUACCUGGUUAUGCAGUAACUACAGUACCUCCCAAUUGGAAUAUAUCAAGUGAUCGGCAUUCUCGAGUAGUGGAAGUAGCAGAUACAUUUAUUGGCUCAAAUAGAGCUUCUUCACCUCAUAAUGACACAUAUUUACAACGCUUUUAUGGACGGAUCACAAUCGAAGAAGUGUUGGAUUCCAUCUUUCAACGUACAAAGCCAUCAUCAUCAUUAUCAUCAUCAUCAAGGCAUGAAAUGAGCCCUUCGGAAAGUGGAAUUAUUGAUGAUGAACAAGCGCAUAAAUCCGGAAUCUAUGUGAAAAAUAAUGAAUUGAUGCAACAACUAGUGCGAGAUCCACAUGAAGCUGAAGCUCUUCUUCAGAAUGAACGAUUGUAUGUACGGUGUGCACGAUGUCAUCAGACGAGGGAAUUGGCAGAAGCUCGAAUGCAAUACAUAUCAUGCAAGCACUGCUACACAUAUUACUGUAGUCGUCAAUGUCGUGAAUAUGACUGGUCAAAACAUCGUGAAGUGUGUUCCUUUUCAAGGAUUAAUACUCUGUGCAAAGAAGUUAUCAUGAAAGUACGCAAAGAUCCGGAAGCUCAAUUUUACAUGUCAAAGAUAGCACGUGAUGGUUAUUCAGCACUUGGUCGUGGUUCUGUUAAUUUAAGGAUAAAUUCAGCUCAUACCGCACAAAGUUAUAUUAUGGAUGGUUGGCAAGCAAUAGCAAAUAUUCAACUCAACAAAUUACUCCAUUAUUACACCAUUGCAGCAUUAAUUGCAGAACGAAAAGAGCCAUCAUUGAUUACUUUAUGUCGUCAAUAUGAUCCAACUGAUAAAUUCAUCCUCAGCGUCAGUAUCAUUGCUGACAUCGAACAGUGUCCUCAGACGCCACCACCUGAACCGGUGGUUGUCCGACGAACCUUACCAUUAUCACAUUAUGUUCAAAAAUCAUCAUUAUUAUCUCCCCAACAAUCAGCUGAACAGGAAAGUACCGAUUUUACACAAUAUGAUGAGUUUCGUUCUGCGGUACCGACUGAAGUCUAG